ACAAUAAUGCUUAGAGCCAUCAUCUUGUCACUAGCCACAGUUUUUGUAUUAUGUACAGAAAGCGACUAUACUGUAGAAACAUAUCCGAACCCGAAAAGAGGUGGCUACAAGGAGUGCGGUCUGCGCAGUUCUGGCCUUGUUUGCGAUCCAUAUGAGACGCUCAGUGAAUCAGAGCGCUACCGUAUCAACAAUCAGCUUAUCAAUUUCGUUACUAAAACUGAAGAGGGUGGCAACACGUUCUGCUCCAAAAAAGGAACCGAUGCAAUGUUUGUGAUUAUGAACAAGGCAUCCCAGGAGUUUGCUGACAACCUUCGAAAACACUGGAGCACAAUUGAUACACAAUGCGGACGUUUUGGACUUCUUGUUCUCUCGCUUGAUGACCGACAAAUCUUCGGAUCUUUCGAUGAGCGAUCGCCAAUAAAUAUGGCUCAACUCCAAGCUAUCAUCGCUACAGAAGAAAACCACAUCAAAACAGGAGCGUAUACCACCGCGGUAACAAACAUCCUGAAAGAAGUAGCAGCUUCAAUGACUCCACAAAAGGGCGUCACAACUACAACACCAGCAUCUUCAACAAAGUAUUCACCAGCUCAAUUGUCCGUUUGCUCUUUUCUUGCUGCACUUUUAUAUUUUUUCUAAUAUAUUACCUUGUGUUUUCAUUUUCAAAUUGUGAUUCAAAGUUAUUGAUUCUACAUUUUAUGGGUUUUUUAAUUCAGUGUUUUUAUUCAGUUCAUUAUUAUUAUUAUUAUUACUUUGUAUUUUUCAUCUACAGAAUAACAAUUGAUUUGGCUAAUUUUUCCAAUUGAAAGUUCUUGGAAAAAGAAAAAAAGUAGUUCCGCUUUCGUUUUUGUGAAACGACCAAUAAAGAGACAAGAUGAAAACAGAAA
Messenger RNA from Caenorhabditis elegans, 884 nucleotides. It is a transcript of the gene Y12A6A.1, whose product is annotated as TPM domain-containing protein. Gene Ontology annotation, cellular component: acetylcholine-gated channel complex. Lineage: Eukaryota; Metazoa; Nematoda; Chromadorea; Rhabditida; Rhabditidae. The record is from RefSeq and is marked reviewed.